UUAGGGAAGACCCGCACCGCACGGAAGUGGCUCUUCAGAAGCGGCAGUAGCACCGAUAAGCUUUGCUCUAAAGAAAUCUAAUAUUGUUUGUAGUCAUGACCACGCUGGAUGAUAAGAUCCUAGGGGAGAAGCUGCAGUAUUACUAUAGCAGCAGUGAGGAUGAAGAGAGCGACCACGAUGAAGAGGAGAACGCUUCCAAAACCAUCCGUGACCAGGAAGUGUUGGAUGUAGAAAUUGAUUACAGUGCAGAUGGCAGUUCUGUCAACACUGGUCCGAAGGGGGUUAUUAACGAUUGGCGUAAAUUUAAGCAGCUGGAGAAUGAGCAGCGCAUGGAGCAGCAGAAAGAGAUGGAGAGACUCGUCAAGAAACUCAGCAUGACAUGCAAGUCGCAUUUGGACGAGGAGGCUGAAAGAGAGAAACAGAAAAAACUGCAAGAUAAGAUCGCAGGAAAGAUGACGCUUCGUGUGGACGAAGAUGAGGAAGAUGAUGAUGAUGAUGAUGAAGCCUUCCUGCAACAGUACCGCCUGCAACGCAUGGAGGAAAUGAGGCGACAGCUGUGCGGGGGGCAGCGCUUUGAAAAGGUGAUUGACAUCCCCUCGGGGGUGGAGUUCUUGCGUGCCAUUGACGAAGAGGGCAAGAACACGCUGGUCCUGGUCCACAUCUACGAGCCGGAGGUGCCCGCCUGCCAGGCCAUGGAGGGCAGUCUGCUGUGCCUGGCACUGCAGUACCCGAUGGUGAAGUUUUGUAAGGUGAGUGGUUCGGCAGUGGGUACGAGCGCUCUCUUCCGCACUUCGGCUUUGCCGGCCCUGUUGCUGUAUCGAGGGGGAGAGCUGGUGGGGAAUCUGGUACGCGUGUCCGAUCAGCUCGGAGAUGAUUUUUAUGCCACAGACGUCGAAGCGCUCCUGCAAGAGUUCGGCCUGCUACCGGAGAAAUUCACACAGCCAAACAAACACUCAUCUAUUCGAAAUGCAGCUGUCACCAACGACUCCGACAGUGAUCUGGACAUAGACUAAAUGCUUGUACACACACACACACACACAUGUACAUACAUGCAGAACAAUAUGCACUCUUAUUUACAUUUUCUUAUUAUUUCAAAUACAAUGUAGUGACAAAAACACAGCAGUUGGAGUUCAUACAAAUCUAAAAGUUCACACUACUGUUAAUACUGGGUCUCUGUACAAAUAUUAUGCCCAGUAUGAUGAACUAUCCAAUAGCAGCUUAUUGUUACUGGACCAAAUAUAACAGACAUUGUCAGACCACAUGUGUGUAUGUGUGUGUGUUGUCAUGUCAGAAACCUCUAGAAUCGAAGAGCGUUUCUUUAUGCAAAAGUAGCUAAACCUUUUAGAGAAUCCUGCAUUGAUGUUUCACUAUUUAUUAUAGAUUUAGAAUUAUGUAUUUGUUUCCUUGCAUGUGAUUUGUUGGUACAAUUUUAGUUUGUACAAUUUUAGUUUGCUUUGCCCUCUGUUAGUUUUAUACAUUUUAUAAACAUACCUAUUAAGAUAAUUGCAAGAAUAAAAAAAACUUGAUUCAGA
Messenger RNA from Triplophysa dalaica, 1532 nucleotides. It is a transcript of the gene pdcl, whose product is annotated as phosducin-like. The coding region runs from base 96 to 1013 and encodes 305 amino acids. The record is from RefSeq and is a predicted model, not a curated record. The transcript is spliced from 5 exons. Gene Ontology annotation, biological process: regulation of G protein-coupled receptor signaling pathway. NCBI's taxonomy places the organism in Eukaryota, Metazoa, Chordata, Actinopteri, Cypriniformes, Nemacheilidae.